Messenger RNA from Pungitius pungitius (ninespine stickleback), 3237 nucleotides. It is a transcript of the gene acox3, whose product is annotated as acyl-CoA oxidase 3, pristanoyl. The coding region runs from base 201 to 2279 and encodes 692 amino acids. The transcript has 19 exons. Gene Ontology annotation, biological process: fatty acid beta-oxidation using acyl-CoA oxidase; lipid homeostasis. Gene Ontology annotation, molecular function: pristanoyl-CoA oxidase activity; FAD binding; fatty acid binding. The record is from RefSeq and is a predicted model, not a curated record. NCBI's taxonomy places the organism in Eukaryota, Metazoa, Chordata, Actinopteri, Perciformes, Gasterosteidae. Gene Ontology annotation, cellular component: peroxisome.
AGAACCGGAAGAUGGCAGUAAUGUGACCAAUGGGAUGCACGCUGCUGUUAAACAUCACAGAAGAAGAAGACAAGUAACAGGAGGACCUCUGACACACAAACCCAGCUGGACAGGCUCCGAUAGAGACAUAAACAGGGACACUAUACACGGAGCUUUAAGAGAGCAUUGCCUAGUAACCGCUUCAGUCCGAGCACAAGAAGAUGCCUCACAACAUGGCUGACCUACCCAGUGGCCCGCUGGAUUUCUACAGGAAAAAAGCCUCUUUCAACUGGAAGGACAUGGUCUUCUUCUUAGAGGGAAAGGACAUCGUGGCAUUUAAGCAACACGUGCUAAAGACACUUGAGGAUGACUCUCUGUUUGCACGUCAGCCUGGGGAAGACGUCCCUCUGGAGAAAAUGAGAGAGCUGACCUUCCUCAGGGUGAAGCAGCUGUUCCGCUAUGACUUUCUGACAAGAGACGAGGUGAUGUCGAACCCCUGGAAGCCUGUGGUUCUCAGUGACUGUCUGGGCAUGUAUGACUGGGCCAUGUCAGCAAAGUACUUCCUGAACAAAGGGAUGUUCGGAGCGACUAUUGCCAAUGCAGGAUCUGCCCGACACAGCAAGUACGUUGCAGAUAGCGAAGACAUGACGACGUUCGGUUGCUUUGCGCUGACCGAGCUGAGCCACGGCAGCAACACCAGAGCCAUGAGGACCACGGCGACCUAUGACCCCAGUACCCAGGAGUUUGUCAUCAACUCGCCGGACUUUGAGGCCGCCAAGUUCUGGGUGGGGAACCUGGGCAAGACGGCGACCCACGCCAUGGUGUUCGCUCAGCUGUACACCCCGGACCAGGCGUGCCACGGCCUGCACUCCUUCAUCGUGCCGGUGAGGGAUCCCAAGACGCUGCUCGCCCUUCCUGGUGUGCUGGUUGGAGACAUGGGCAAGAAGCUGGGCCAGAACGGACUGGACAACGGGUUCGCUUUGUUUCAUAAUGUGAGGGUCCCUCGGGAAAAUCUGCUGAACAAGACUGGAGAUGUGUCCCCCGAUGGCCGAUAUCUUACACCAUUCAAGGAUCCCAACAAGCGUUUCGGGGAGUCUCUUGGUGCCCUGUCAGGCGGCAGAGUCUCUAUCACCAGAAUGGCUCUCGUCAACCUGAAGCUGGCUCUGAUUGUUGCCAUCCGCUUCUCAGCCACCAGGAGACAGUUUGGACCCAAAGACGUGGAGGAGAUUCCUGUUUUGGAGUACCAGUUACAGCAAUGGCGUCUGAUCCCGUACCUGGCAGCAGCAUAUGCUCUUGAACACUUCUCCAAAUCCAUCUUCAUGAACUUUGUUGAGUUUCAGCUUGGACAGAUGAUGAGGGACAAGAGUGAGAGACAAGCAGAGAUGGGCAGGGAGAUCCAUGCCAUAGGCUGCUCCAGUAAGCCACUGGGAUCGUGGACCGCUCAGAGAGGGAUCCAGGAGUGCAGGGAGGCCUGCGGUGGACACGGAUACCUGGCCAUGAACCGGCUGGGUGAUCUGCGUAAUGACAACGAUCCAAACUGCACAUACGAAGGAGACAACAACGUGUUGCUGCAACAGACCAGCAACUACCUGCUCAGCUGGGUCCAUGCUAAGCACCGCGACGGUGUGCGGAUCGAGUCUCCUCUUCACACUGUGGAUUUCCUGGACGAUUCCCUCAAGAUCCUGGAAGGAAAGUUCACCGCAAGAACAAUGGAGCAGUGCAUGGACUCUGCAGUGCCACUGGCAGCCUAUAAGUGGCUGGUGUGUUUCCUGCUUGAGGAGAGCAGGGCGAGGCUUGAAGAGCAGAGGGCCUCGGGGAAGGAUGAUUUUGAGGCCCGCAACAACAGCCAGGUUUACUACUGCCGCUCCCUGGCCAUCGCCUACAUAGAGCACGACUGCCUGCAAAGAUUUCAUGAUCUGACAACUGACCAGGACACACCUGCUACCCUCAGACCUGUAUUGAGCAAGCUGUGCGCCCUGUAUGGGCUGUGGAGCCUCAGCAGUCACAUGGCCACACUUUACCAGGGUGGCUACUUGAGUGGAAGGAAGCCGACAGAGUUUGUCCAGAUGGCCAUUCUCACCCUCUGCUCCCAGUUAAAGGAUGAUGCUGUAUCAUUGGUGGAUGUCUUUGCACCUUCUGAUUUCAUCCUCAACUCGCCCAUAGGCAAAGCUGAUGGACAGCUCUACAAGAACCUGUGGGCGACCGUGAUGCAGGGCGACCAGGUGCUGCAACGGCCCUCCUGGUGGAAAGAGUUCAUUUCCGACAAGCCGGUGGUCGGAUCCCUCCGUCCAAAACUCUAGAACCUGCUCUGGGCUCCAAUCCUGGACACCGGGGAGUUGGAAGGGGAACACUUGUUUUUGUGGCCUUUAAGAAAUUCCGACCGUGCAAUUUAAAUGUCCAUCUGAUCACUAUACAGCUCUUGGUGAUGAUUAUAAUUGGGGUUAAAUCAAAUCAACAUGGCUCCAUUUUCAUAACCAGAUGAAAUUAUUUAACUUCGAAUCCUAUUGAACCAAAUUUAAAAGAGAUCAUAUUUAAGCCACAGUUUGAGGAAAGAAAUCCAGUUUCUGGAAGGAUAUUAAAGGAGAGACUCAACAACUCAAUCGCGUUUUAUGAUCAGAUUCUGAAGCUGAACAGGAGGACGGGACCAACAUGCACCCUCUUGUUUUGCUUGCCUGAUAUUAUUUGGCUUUUUUGCCUUAUCCAUUCAGCCAACAUGUUGCUCUCAAAAGAGUACAAAUCAGGGCUUUAUGCAUAUUGUCUGCUAACUAGCAAAAAUGUAUGUUAGCAAACAUAAAACGUUUUGUAAGGUAAUUAAGAGCAGCUGAAAUAGACCACAUUUAAGGGAUGUAAUGAUUAGUUUGUCAAAAAUCUUAAUUAUCAUCAAUUUUGAACUUAUUAUGUAGAUUAUACAUGGGAAUAACUUUGCCACGUUUCUCUCCUUAACCCAGCAAUAAGGAUAUGACCUUCUGAAAAUGAUUGUAUUUGAUGAAAAAUUAAUGAUUAAUCAUAAAAUUGUGUUAAUUCUUAAAUGCCCUUAUAGUGGUUUUCAUAUUCAUCACGGUGCCAAUUGCAUAUGUUUAAUAACAUGACUAAUUGGUUCUAAUAAGAUGGGAUCUGUACAGUAUAUGUCCUUUUAAAAAUGACCAUGCAUUGCAGGAUCCAUAAUGUUAUGUUAUUUUAAAAAUAAACAGGGAAAUAGGAACAAUUGUCAGACAUGGAUGUUGUAGAAUCUACAUGAAAUAAAAUCUUGUAAACCUG